Messenger RNA from Anthostomella pinea, 1839 nucleotides. Lineage: Eukaryota; Fungi; Ascomycota; Sordariomycetes; Xylariales; Xylariaceae. The record is from the annotation of a GenBank genome assembly.
AUGGCCCAACCACACUACGACGAUAUCACCACAGGGGAGGAGAUCAAGAUGCAGCCGACAACUCGCCACGACACCGCCACGAGCGAGAAGCCGGACUUCGAGAAGGACGCUGAGACGGCGCGGGCUCACAAGGACGGCCAGCAUGUCCACGUUGACGAGGCCAUUGCGGGACGCAUUGCGGCGAACGUGGACGAUUUUAUGUCGCUCGUGAGCGAGGCCAAUGCGGCGAACGAGAAGGAGCGCCACAUGAAGCUGUCCCAUGCCUUCAAGGUUUACCCCAAGGCCAUCGGCUGGUCGAUGCUCCUGUCUUCGUGUCUGAUCAUGGAGGGUUACGGCACGGCGGUCGUCGGAUCAUAUACCGCAUAUCCCGCAUUCCGUGACAAGUUCGGAACGAAAGCUCCAAACGGCGUCUACGCCAUCCCCGCAAGCUGGCAAAACGGCAUCUCUGGGGCCACCAACGUCGGCGAGAUCAUCGGCCUUCAGAUCGCCGGCAUAGUCUCCGAGCGCUGGGGCUACCGCUGGACCAUCCUGACGGCCCUGAUAGGCGUCACGGGCUUCAUCUUCUUCCCCUUUUACGCCGAGACCCUCACCGUCUUCCUCGUGGGCGAGCUGUUCCAGGGCAUGGCCUGGGGCGUCUUCCAGACCAUGACCACCGUCUACGCCGCGGAAGUCUGCCCAGUGCCCCUGCGUCACUACCUGACUGCCUACGUUAAUCUGUGCUGGAUCAUUGGGCAGUUCAUAUCGUCAGGCGUGCUUGUGGGAUUGGAGUCUAGAACGGACGACUGGGGAUACAAAAUCCCCUUUGCCCUCCAGUGGAUCUGGCCCAUCCCCAUCGCCAUUGGCACGUACCUGGCGCCGGAGUCGCCUUGGUGGUGUGUUCGGAAGGGCCAGAAGGCUAGAGCUGAGGAGUCACUUAAGAGGCUUGCGCGGAGCUCUGGGUUCUCGCAACGCGAUGCCGAUGCGGCUAUGGCUUUAAUGGUCUAUACCGACGAGAUGGAGAAGCAAGUAGCCGCGGGCACGACUUACUGGGACUGCUUCAAAGGCGUCGACCUGCGACGCACCGAGAUCGUCUGCAUGACCUGGAUCGCGCAGACCAUGUCCGGUACGGCGCUGGGCGGGCUGUCGGCGCUCUUCUACCAGCAAGCGGGCAUCUCGGACGCCGACUCGUUCAAGCUGAACUGGGGCAAGGAUGCCUUGGGUGCCGUCGGUACCAUCACCAGCUGGUUCGUGCUGAACAGGGUCGGCCGCAAGACGCUGAUGUUUAGCGGCAUGUGUGUGAUAUUUGUGCUGCUGCUCAUCAUCGGCUUCAUGGGCAUCCACACGCACCCCAGCGCCGCUGAGGCAUGGGCCGCAGGCACGAUGGUGCUGCUCCUGAGCGCCACAGCCAACUUCUCCAUCGGCCCCGUGGUCUACACCAUCGUGUCCGAGGUGCCGUCGACGCGGCUGCGCGCCAAGUCGAUCAUACUGGCGCGCAACGGCUACAACGCCAUCAACAUCGCCUUCGUCAACGUCGUCUCGUACCGCCAGGUCAGUCCCGGCGAGUGGAACUGGGGCCUCAAGUCGGGCUUCUUCUGGGCGGGGGUCAAUGCGGUGUUUACGACUUAUGUAUUCUUCCGGAUGCCCGAGACAAGGGGCCGCACGUACGCCGAGCUCGACAUCCUGUUCGAGAACAAGGUGCCGCCGCGCAAGUUCGCAUCGACCAAGAUCGAGACACUGCUCGAGGGCACCGAGGGCGCGCAGAAGCGACAGGCGGACCGCAUCGCCAACGCCACAGGCGCAGAGGGCCAGACAGGGGAUGCGGCUAUCAAUAACGCUGGGCGACGCCGGUCUGGAUCGUGA